AUAAUGUGUGUAUUAAUAAAUGAGAAAUGUUUUUUGGAGCAAUGGAAAAAUGGUUGGGUUAGAAUUUUCUUCUAGACAUUUUGAUGUGGCAAGGGGUGUGAAAGCAUAAAAGCUAAGGUGAAAGUGCAUAUAUGCAUCAGUUGUUUGGAGCAGAGGCCGAUGAACACAUGGGAAAUUCAAAGCACAAAGAUCAUUUUGCAAGACGAUUGUUCAUGAGAUAUUACUUAAUUGUUUCACUCUCCUCAACAAUAGUCUGCUCCUCUGAUGCAGAUGUUGUUCAGGAGAAUAAUUUAAAAAUAGUUCAAGCCGGAGAAGAUGUGAACUUCACUUGCACCUUUUCAAAGCUUCUGCAACCGACAACAGCAUGGUUUAAACAGACAGCUGAUAGAAAAAACUUACUAAUUGUAUCUUUAUAUUUAAAUCAACAACCCAGUUGGAAUGAGGACUUUGAUAAAACAAAUCAUUUUAAUGUUAUUAAAGGAGAUGAUCAUUUUAAUCUGACCAUUUUAAAGACAAAACCUUCAGACUCAGCAACAUAUUACUGUUUAGUUUCAUCAUAUUACACCGUUGGAAUGGGUGCAGGAACCAGAUUACUUGUCAAAGGUACAUUUCCCUGCUUAUUUUAGCUUUGUUUGGUUGGUGGUAACUGAUUUUUUGUCCUUACCAUUUCUUUUCCACUUAUGUCGCCUUUCGAUGCAGCUGUGGACAGAAACAUAACUAUUCAGCAGUCUUUGAUAGACAUGCUUCAUCCUGGGGAUUCUUUGAGUUUGCAUUGCAGCAUCUUCACUGAGAGCUGUGCAGGAGAACACAGUGUCUACUGGUUCAGGCAAAGCUUGGGAGAAUCUCAAGGAAUACUUUACACAAAAGGAGAGAGAAAUGGUCAGUGUGAGAACAGCACUCAAACACAGAGCUGUGUCUACAAUCUCUUCAAGAGCAACAUCAGUCACUAUGAUGCUGGGAUUUACUACUGUGCUGUGGCCAUGUGUGGAGAGAUACUGUUUGGAAAAGGAACUGAAAUAAAAUUUAGAGAGAGUGUUUAUGUGAAUCAAGCUCUUCUUGCUCUUGGAAUUUUAAACAUCAUAUUUUUGGCCCUUGUUGUUUUUCUGGGAAUAAAACUAUGCAGGGGUCAGAAUAAAAUGCCAGCAUCUCAAGAGAGUCAAAAUGAAGACACCCUGAAUUAUGCAGCCAUUAGUUUUGGUCAGAAACCUCUGAACACUAGAAGAGCCAAAGCAAGGAUCAGUCAGGACCAGUCUCUGUACGCACAUGUCAGAUCACACCAGUGACAUCCACAGGUUUAGAUGUGCAUUUUACAAUGUAAAUUUUUUUUUUCAUUAUUAUCAUAUAACAACACAUUUGACUCCAUCCAUUUAAUUUGUCAGAAUAAUUUCAGUAAUUUCUACUCCAUUUUUAGUUGAUUGAUUUUCUUUAUCUGAAAUUAAAUUCUAAGUACAGUUUGAUAAUGUAAAUUGGAAUGAAUUUAUCACUGUUGACACCACUGUGAUUUUUGUUUCCAAUAAUCUAUAAUGCUAUAAUGCUUUCAAGGAUCAUGUCUAGGAUUUUUCCAUGAAAUGAGUGUAGUUAACAAUGUCAUCAAAAUAUGAAUUGCAAGAUGACCGCUAAAGGUGACCAUAUUUAAAUGCAAUUGAAUGUUUAAAUACUAUGCUAUUUAGGCUUUGUACUCUAUAUUGUUAGAAAUGUGAUUUUCUUUGGCAUAGUAAGGAUAAUUGUGGGAAAGAAAGGUAGUGUGUGUUUGUGUGCCCAUGUUUUUUUGUGGAUUCAUGCAUGUAUGUUGUUAGACUGUGUGUUCUUUUCUGGGCAAAUUUGGAUCUUUGUUAUGGUAUGUUAUGGUAUGAAGCACACAGUGUGUGCUUCAUUUGCAUAUUCUAAAUGACAA
Molecule: messenger RNA, 1894 nt
Organism: Cyprinus carpio (common carp)
Lineage: Eukaryota; Metazoa; Chordata; Actinopteri; Cypriniformes; Cyprinidae
Exons: 6
Coding region: 681-1283 (200 amino acids)
Biological process (GO): response to bacterium
Source: RefSeq, a predicted model, not a curated record